UAUGUCAAUUGUCUGAUAUUUGAAAUCAAAUCACGUACCUACCUAGGUACCUAGCAAUUACAUAAAAUUAAAGAGACUGUUGUUGUUGUUAGUGCGAUGAAGUAAUUGAAAUAUCCUCUUCAAAUGGGCGAUGGGGAUCUAAUAUGCAUACAGUGCAGUGUACAAAAUCCUUUUGAAGGCUAAUCAGUCGCGUAUCCUACAUUUUGCCAAAAUCUAAUAAGCCGUAAUGGGGUGCUUUCAAAGCAAAAAAGAAAUAUCAGACUUGCAUCCUAAUAUAUUUCGCGUCGUCAAUAUUGAUGAAAAUGGUGUAGAUUUGUGUUCUGGUCAAUUGGAAAUCACAGAAUCAAAUAUAAUACUCUAUAGAGAAGGAAGAGACUCUACAGUAUGGCCCCUUCAUUCCUUAAGAAGAUAUGGUUUUGAAGGAGAUUUAUUCAGCUUUGAAUCAGGAAGAAGAUGUGAAACUGGUGAAGGAAUCUAUGCCUUUAGAUGCCGUAGAGCAUCCUUUCUCUUCCGUACAUUGCAACAACAAAUUCAGUUAAGAAAUGUUGUUAAUGAUUCAGUUCCUUAUCCAGUUUCAAGGAUUACUCCAUCACCCCAAAAUCGGCAGACUCUUCAAGCCACUGUUGUUCAUCGAUCUUCAGUGGAUAAUGGCCAAGCUGAUCCUAUGUUAAACAAUAAUAUGUCAAACACAGCUAUGCCUCCCCUGCCCCGCAAUCCAGCACCAAGAUCACCAUCAAGUGCAGAUAUUCUUGAAGUAAUGCCUCUAUAUCCUCGUUCUCAAACAAACACUCAAGCAACAAAUGUCUAUCAAGUCAGAGAUUUCAAAAGAGAGCAUAACAAUAACCAAGCUGAAAGUGGAAUGGAACGACAUGUAUACACAAAUGAUUUAAAUAGAGAUUUGGCAAUGUUAAGGAAGACUUUAAGACGUGAAAUGGCUUUAAUUGCUAUAAGGGAUAUUGAAGAUGAAACACGAUUUCUUGAGGGACGAUACAUGGAGAAUGACACAGAUACUACAAAAAAGACUUCAAACCAGGCUUCUCCUAAUAAACCAAACAAUACCAUAAAGCCUGACAAUGAUGCAUUAUCACCAGCAACUAGCCAUACUAGUGAACAGUAUGCACAAUUAAAUGUGGAACAUCGAGGAGCAGCCAGAUUAUAUGUGAAUGUUGCCCCAAAUGAUAACCUUCCUUUAGAAAAUAAAAACGACCAGCCACCUAUAACACCUGUUACACCAGUCACACCUAGACCAGUGGAGUAUUGUAAUUUAACUAUUGGCUCUAAUCCAGAAGUCAAUACAUAUGCAAAUCUUAUGAUUGGUGAAAUUUCUGAUAGCAUGAAAAAUGUGAAGCAUGACCAUCACCACAAAUUUUCAGAAUCCGAUACAUUUACAUCUAUGUCACCUGUUGAAGAGCUGGAAGUGAACUAUGCAGUAUUGGAUAUAGAUACUAAUAAAGAAACACUAAAAACUGAUGUUGCAGCAGCUAGCCCUGAGAGUCAGUCAUAUAAUAGUUCGAAAAAUGAAAGUACUGCUUCUUAUUCAUCACAUGCCCGAAGCCGAAUGGUUUCACAAAAUAGUAUUGACAAAAGUUCAAGUACUAAUGCUGUCCCCUCAUUGCCAAUGGCAAGCAUUGGUUAUACAACCAUUGACUUUGAUAAAACUGUAGCGUUGACAUCAGUAGCCGCAGCAGCUGAUGCUAAUUUGGAUGCUUGUCGUAAAAGUAGACACAAUUCGUGCAUAAUGGUUUCUAAUUCUUCAGAUAAAAAGUAAGGUAAAUAAUUAUUAAAUGUUUCAGUGUUACAUUGAAUAGUAGAAUAAGUUUUAGAAAAUUCUCACUUUACCUUGUCUAAAUGGAAUUUAUUAUAUCAAAGGUGUAAUAGUGACUAGUGUUGCUGUGGAUAUUUUUAUUGAUUAUUUUUUGUGACUGCUGUUAAAAUACUUUAUACCAAAUAAACAUGUAUGGUAGGUAUUAAAUACCAAGAAAGGCCAAAGCAAGCAAAUAACAGCCAAAGAUAUGUAUGUUGCCAAAGUUGUGCAUGUCAUCUAACAGUUAAUGCGGGCAUUUACUGAAAUUUUAUUGACUAGAACCUACUUUGCAUGAAAAAUUUACUAUGUAAUAUUUUCUAUAACAGCAACCUAAUUAAUGAUUACUUUGACCUAAUCUUAAUAUAUUUUUUACCAAAUAUAUAUAUAGAAAUUUCCAAUUUAUCAUCAAAUUUGUAAAUUUUUUUGAAUGGACAAUAUGUAUAUUCACUAAUUUUGGCCAAUAAAUUAGUUGUUAAAUAAUUAUCAAAGACAUUGCUAUGGUAUGUGUUUCUUGUAAGUAAUGUAUAUAAGAAAUAUUUUUGUAAUUAAUUCCAAGGCCAUAAUGAGACAAGUAACAUAUUAUUAAGAUAAAAAUACCUAUUGUUUGUUUAUUAAUUAAUGUACUGUAUGUAUGUUAAGUUCCUGGAUUAUGUGAUGAUUGCAAAAAAGCAAUGCUGUAUAAUGACCCCCUUUAAAAUUACUAAAUUUGUAUUUUUAAUAUUUCUAGUUUUUUCAGUGAGCUUCGGUCUCAAGUAAUAAAUCAUAUUACUUGUUUAUAAGUUAAGAACAUAAAUAUGCCAAAUUCAAUAUAAAUUAUGUUUACUUAUAUUGUUAUAAUGUGUACAAAUAAUUAUUUUCACUAUUUAUUAUGUCACUCAAAUUCGCACGAACACACAAAUUCACAAGUGGGACAAUAUUUAGAAAUGUUUUAUCUAUACAUUUAAAAAAAAUUACUAUACCUACGCAAAUAUUUGCACGCAAUUGAACAAACCCGAAAUAAAUUUGUCCUAGAAAUAAAUUUGAAUGUUUAGGAAAUUGAGGCUUAAUUGAAUGAAAGUAGUUAAAUUAUUUAAGGUAUUAUUUAAUGCUCGUUGAUAGAAUAAUUAUUGAAAUAUUAAUGGCCUGUUUUAUGUAAGUAAUGAAAAUAUUAUUAGCAAAUUUGUGAAUGUUGUCAUGUAAAUAGUCUAAGCCAAUUGAUAUUAUUAUCAUGUAGUAAAUAAAUGCUUUUAAAUGUGUACCAAAGAUUACCAAUUUUUAAGUUAUUAUAAAUGUAAUGCUUCAUAUAAGUUAAAUAUUUUUAAGUAUGCACAAAAGUACACUAUGUAUUUGGACAGCUAUUAUGGUUUUGAUGUAUUUUUUGUAUAAAUGCAUUGUAUUUAUUGUUUUAUACAUGCAUGUAGUUAUAGUAAUUUUUUUAGUAUUUUUAAUAAUGUAAGAUUUUUUAUGUCAUUAAUUAAUUUGUUCAUUCACAUAUUAAACUGCUGUAUGAAUGAGAUAUAAUAUCAUGAUGAAAAUGUCAUCAAUCAAUUAUUAUUGGCUUUAUAUUCUUAUUGGUAUAAAUGUUGCCACUUAAACUAAGUUUGUAUGUGGAUGUUAUAGCUACAUAAUAGGUAGCUACGUAGAGCUGUUUAUAUAAGUUUUAAAGAAACUUGAGUGACUGAUUUAGUGAUAAGUGUCAAUAUUUUCAAAAAUAUAAUAUGUAUUUUAUAUAUACCUACUAUGUAUAGUGAGUCUUUCAUAAAAAUGUUGGUAAUUAAAAUUGCCCAUUUUAAACAGAAUAAAUGUUUGUUGACUUCCCUCGAAGGCAUUGUACCUGAGAAAUAAAUAUGUUAAAAAUGAACCAGAUUAUGUGUAAAUAAACA
Zerene cesonia (dogface butterfly) is the source of this 3666-nucleotide messenger RNA. Its product is annotated as fibroblast growth factor receptor substrate 2. The transcript has 2 exons. Gene Ontology annotation, biological process: cell surface receptor protein tyrosine kinase signaling pathway. NCBI's taxonomy places the organism in Eukaryota, Metazoa, Arthropoda, Insecta, Lepidoptera, Pieridae. The coding region runs from base 227 to 1768 and encodes 513 amino acids. Gene Ontology annotation, cellular component: cytoplasm. The record is from RefSeq and is a predicted model, not a curated record.